UCUGAAGUGGCAAAAUCUCAUACACUAAACACAAGAGAGAGAAAGAGAGUCGGAGAGCUCUCGCGCUUAGCCCAUCCAUCCUUUCAUGGCAGCCACAGCUCGAGCUUUCGUUCUCUCUCGCUUCACAGACCUAUCCCUAAGACCUCGCCAGCCUCCACAACCGCCUCCGCCAGCGCUGCCAUCUUUUUCCCGGCAUCGUCUUCUUCCUUCUUUGCAACGGCGUCGUUUCGCUAAGUCACCGGUCAAGGUUUGCUGCCUCAUCUCCGGCGUUGACGGAGGCGGUGUUUCCGAUGAGUUCGUUUCGACUCGGAGAUCCAGUUUUGACCGCGGCUUCUCCGUAAUCGCCAACAUGCUCAGGCGAAUAGAACCUCUAGAUACGUCCGUUAUCUCCAAGGGCGUUUCUGAUUCCGCUAAGGAUUCCAUGAAGGAGACGAUCUCGACUAUGCUAGGGCUACUCCCUUCGGAUCAGUUUUCCGUGACGAUAAAUGUUUCCAAAGGUCCUCUCGAUCACCUUCUCGUGUCUUCGAUUAUUACCGGGUAUACACUGUGGAACGCAGAGUAUCGCUUAUCGUUGAUGAGGAAUUUCGAUAUUCCGAUGGAAAAUUCUGAGAAGUUGAAACAAUCAUCGCGGGAAGGGGUUUCGGACGACCAAAAGAUUGAGAAUAAGGACGGUAAAAUUGUUCAUGAUAUUCAAGGAUUAGAAACAACGAGUCCUCAGGUUUUUGGGAACCUAUCCCCUGAAGCUUUGAAUUAUAUUCAACGGUUACAGUCGGAGUUAUCUAAUGUGAAGGAGGAACUGAAUGCUCGAAGGCAAGACAAUCUACAAUUAGAAUAUAACAGAGAACAUAGAAAUGAUCUAUUGGAUUAUCUUCGGUCUUUGGAUUCUAAUAUGGUGAUUGAAUUGUCGAAGCCAUCUUCGCUAGAGGUGGAGGAAAUAAUACACCAACUUGUUCAAAACAUAUCUCAGAGAUUCUUCAAAGAUGACGGGGAUUCAAAUUUUAUGGGGGAGUCAGUGACAGGGAACAGAGAAAAUCUUUCCGAUGACAGUGAUGAAUUUUGCAACUCCAUGGGCACCUCACGUGAUUACCUAGCGAAGCUGCUUUUCUGGUGCAUGCUAUUGGGUCAUCAUUUAAGAGGCUUGGAAAACAGAUUACAAUUAAGUUGCGUUGUUGGAUUGUUGUAAAGAGAGGAAAGUGGGAAAAUCAUGUAUAUUCUUACUGCCCUCCUUUUUUUUCCCCUUUUUAUCUAUAUUGUUUUCCUUUUCUUUUUCUAAAAUUAAUCUAAGUUAAGCCAUUCCCGAUCGAUCA
Messenger RNA from Humulus lupulus (European hop), 1307 nucleotides. RefSeq lists its product as uncharacterized. NCBI's taxonomy places the organism in Eukaryota, Viridiplantae, Streptophyta, Magnoliopsida, Rosales, Cannabaceae. The coding region runs from base 86 to 1183 and encodes 365 amino acids. The record is from RefSeq and is a predicted model, not a curated record. The transcript is spliced from 5 exons.